AGCUAAAGAGCGACCUUGUGUAUCCACCAGCCUGCAAGAGGGGGGAAAAGGAAAAAAUAAAACAGAAAAAGGAAAAAAGCGAACAAACAAACAAGAAGGGUAUCUGUGCCGUCCACCAUCCGAGAAUGACGGGGAAGAGAAAUCUGUGCUUGUGUUUUUUUUGGGAUCUGGUUUUUUCUUUUUGUUGCGCGCGUGAAAAGCAGAACAUCCAACGGACCUUAACGGUUGGCAAUUUUAUCCCUCCACGAGUAAAAACGACCUCACAAAAACUCUGCUGCGACAAACGACACCAGAGUAUAUCCAACCUUAUAUUAUGGAUGGCUAUCCCGCAAGGUUCAAGGAUUUACGUCUGGUCUCUGUCGAGCAAGCAGAUUCUGGCCCUCUGGUCAAGCUCGUCUCUUGCACUGAUUUCCAUCCACACGGCUCCACCUCCAACUGAGGCCUCUGCUGAUCACUCUUUUGGUGAUCUGUUCAACUGUGAACAAAUGAAACCGCUAAAGCAAAAAAAAAGCAAAUUGGAAGUGAAAAAAAGGACGCUCGCAAUGCAAACUAAAAACAAAAAGAAGGCAACGCUAUGACGCUCAUACAGCAGUCUUUGAUACAAGAAAGAUGAGAAGGUUGCAGGCUACCUACGACGGCGAGGUUGCCCAGUGC
Molecule: messenger RNA, 654 nt
Organism: Aplosporella prunicola CBS 121167
Lineage: Eukaryota; Fungi; Ascomycota; Dothideomycetes; Botryosphaeriales; Aplosporellaceae
Exons: 1
Coding region: 126-578 (150 amino acids)
Source: RefSeq, a predicted model, not a curated record